AUGGCCACUGCAACAGGCCGAGAUACUGGCAGCGCCAAAUCUCGCAAGCGUGCCUCUGAAGAUUCCGACAGCUUCCCCAAGCGGCCCAAGCUGGAGGCCAAGACAGACCUCACACGAUGGAGAGUCAAGGACGACGACAGCCGCCAUACGUGGCAUUAUCUGGCCGACGACAAGGCAGCUGCAGAGUGGCCGCAGAGUUAUGCCGAGAAAUGGUUUCUAAACUUGCCCACGGAUCUGCCUGCACUCCCAAAGGCCGAGACGCCGCUCGAAGCUGCUAAAAAUGGCCUCACCUUCUUUGAAAAGCUUCAAAUGCCCUCUGGCCACUGGGCCUGCGAGUACGGCGGCCCCAUGUUCCUCCUCAGCGGUGUUGUCAUCGCUUGGUAUGUCACCAAGACACCAAUUUCCGACGCCUACGCGACCGAGAUCAAGAACUACCUCACCGCACGAGCGCAUCCCGAAGACGGUGGCUGGGGUCUACAUAUCGAGGGUGAAAGCACAGUCUUUGGCACCGCCAUGAACUAUGUUGUCCUCCGCAUUGUUGGUGUCGACCCCGAGGACCCUGUCAUGGUCAAAGCCAGGGGAACUCUGCACAAGCUGGGCGGCGCACUCAACUCCCCUCACUGGGGCAAGUUUUGGCUCGCAGUGCUGGGUGUGGUGGACUGGGAUAUCGUGAACCCUGUGCCCCCAGAGAUCUGGCUGCUCCCUGAUUGGGUCCCGAUUGCUCCCUGGAGAUGGUGGAUCCAUAUCCGACAAGUGUUUUUGCCCAUGGGAUACUUGUAUUCCAAGAGAUGGAGCUGCGAAGAGACGGACAUCACUCGGGCGUUGAAGCAAGAGUUGUUUGUGCAGCCUCACGCCGAGAUCAACUGGGCUACUCACCGAAACGACAUUUCUGCCAUUGACAAUUACCAUCCCAAGUCAUGGCUGCUCAACACGAUCAAUUGGGUUCUAGUCAAUGUCUACAACCCCUACCUCCGCUUCAAUUUUCUCAAAGAGAGGGGAGAGAAAUGGGUGGGCGAGCUUGUCGACAUGGAAGAUGCAAACACUGAGUAUUCGUGCUUGGCGCCGGUGAACGCCCCGAUGAAUACGCUCGUAUGCUACAUCCGUGACGGCCCUGACGCAUACAGCACCAAGAGGCAUAUUGAGAGGCUAGAAGAGUACUUGUGGGUAAAAGACGAGGGACUGCUGUGCAAUGGCACAAACGGCGUCCAGUGCUGGGAUACCUCCUUUGCCAUCCUGUCGGUGGUCGAGUCCGGGCUGCACACAGAUGAACGCUGGAAACCCAUGCUGAUCAAGGGCCUCGAGUACCUGGACAGACACCAAAUCAGAGAGAACUGCAAAGACCAAGAAAAGUGCUAUCGACAGCCCCGAAAGGGUGCCUGGCCGUUUAGCAACAGAGACCAGGGCUACGGCGUGAGCGAUUGCACUUCCGAGGCUCUCAAGGCCGUCAUCUUGCUGCAGAAAACGGAGGGAUAUCCGCAACUGGUAGACGACCAGCGAAUCUUUGAUUCCGUGGACACGCUACUGCUGUACCAGAACGACAACGGAGCCGUCUCAUCCUACGAGGCUAGAAGAGGUGAUGAGCUGCUGGAGCUGCUGAACGCAGCUGAAGUGUUUGGCAGGAUCAUGAUUGAAUAUGACUACCCUGAAUGCACGACUGCCUGCGUCCAGGCCUUGUCUCUCUUCCACAAGCACUGGCCCGACUACCGAACCAAGGAUGUAAAGCUGUUCAUCAGGAGGGCCACCAACUGGAUCAGGACCAACCAGAAGUACGAUGGCAGUUGGUAUGGGAGCUGGGGCAUAUGCUUUACUUAUGCCUCCAUGUUUGCGCUCCAGAGCAUGAAGGCGGUUGGAGAGACGUACUCUAACAGCCAGAUCUCCCGCGCAGGCUGCGAUUUUCUCAUUUCCAAGCAGCGCGAGGAUGGUGGCUGGUCUGAAAGUUACCGGGCGUGUGAAACCAUGAAAUAUUCCGAACACGAGUCAGGGUCCCUUGUAGUGCAAACAGCCUGGGCACUCAUCGGGCUCCUGGUGGCAGAAUAUCCGGACGUGGAGCCGAUCAAGAAGGGUAUUCGCUUGAUUGCGAGCCGCCAACAGGCCAACGGCGAGUGGCUGCAGGAGGCCAUUGAGGGCGUGUUUAACAAGUCUUGCAUGAUUUCGUAUCCCAACUACAAGUUUACUUUUACCAUCAAGGCGUUGGGGAUGUUUGCAAAGAGAUACCCUGAUGAGAAGUUGUAA
Molecule: messenger RNA, 2232 nt
Organism: Trichoderma breve
Lineage: Eukaryota; Fungi; Ascomycota; Sordariomycetes; Hypocreales; Hypocreaceae
Product: prenyltransferase and squalene oxidase repeat domain-containing protein
Exons: 3
Coding region: 1-2232 (743 amino acids)
Biological process (GO): triterpenoid biosynthetic process; ergosterol biosynthetic process
Cellular component (GO): lipid droplet
Molecular function (GO): lanosterol synthase activity
Source: RefSeq, a predicted model, not a curated record